This is a messenger RNA of Trematosphaeria pertusa, 834 nucleotides long. RefSeq lists its product as uncharacterized. The record is from RefSeq and is a predicted model, not a curated record. The transcript has a single exon. The coding region runs from base 1 to 834 and encodes 277 amino acids. NCBI's taxonomy places the organism in Eukaryota, Fungi, Ascomycota, Dothideomycetes, Pleosporales, Trematosphaeriaceae.
AUGGCUCCCCGAGAGCCCGUUGACCUCAAGAUGCCAGCCGACAUUGAGCAGACGAUCAAGAAUCUCCUCACGCCAGAAGACUGGACUGCAUAUCAUGAUUCUCUCGCUACCGGAAUCAAAGGAGGGCCUAAGAGCCCCAAGAUCCGCACCCGUGUCGAGAACGAGCUACGAGAGGUAAUCGAUCGAAACCGCGGAAUCGCUCAUUUCCAUAAUGCGUACGUCCAGUUGUAUAACGACGAAGUUCCGGAUAAGGAGCGGUUUAAGCUUCCAGCAUUCCCGGACUUCGAGAAGCAGGAGGUUGAUGAUCCGGGAGUUGCGGGGGACGUCCACACGGACGCCAAAGAUGAACACUUUAUCACGAGGGACGUCGAAGAGGAAACCGACGCAGCUGAUGGAGACGAAGACGAUGGAGCAUCUGACAGUCACGAGGAGGCGGCUGAUGCUGAUGUAGCGACAGAGCUCGCCCUCCAUUCCGAAACGGAAGAGGCCGAGAUAGCGCAAUGGGAUCACCCCGGUCCUCCAACAGAGUUCCAAGGCGCACAGCGCAACGCCUAUCUUCACUGGCUGGAGUAUCGCGGUGAGCCGCAUCCUACUGCUUCUCCGUUCUAUAGCGAGUGCAAGACCAUCGCCGAGAAAAUUGGCAGGCGUUCGCCUCAAGUCCAUGAUGAGAUUCUGAAUCAUUGGCUCUUAGAACGGAAUUCUGAGCGCGGGCGGUGGUACCGAGAGCACAGAGAAGACAUCUUGGGGGAGGAACCGCGGUUCGACGAGGCAACGCGGCGCUACUGGGGUGGAUCAUUGAGGAAUCGGCAACUAUGGCUUAGUAGACCGGAAUAG